AUGUCCACGGAGAUUAUAACCACGCUCACCCCUUCCAACACCUCCAUCUCCGAACCCGCCUCCCCAUCUCCAUCCCCAUUCCCAAACACCACCUUAACCGCCAAUCCCACUCCCAACCCAUCCCCAGCAAAAGCCCUCCACCGUAUCACCCUCCACCCAACCUUAACCCCCUACCGCCGCCGCCUCUACCGCACCCUCCUCUCCAUCCCACCCGGCCGCUGGACAACGUACUCCGCCUUGUCAAGUUAUCUAGGCUCGUCCCCGCGCGCUGUCGGGAACGCGCUGCGGACGAAUCCGUUUGCACCGGGCGUGCCGUGUCAUCGCGUGCUUGGUACCGGGGGUGUGCUGGGUGGGUAUAAGGGGUUCUGGGCUGGGCGUCCUGGUGCAAAUGGGAAGGGGGGAAAGGGGGGAGGGAAAGGGAAAGGGGAGGAGAAAAGGAGUUUACUGGAGGAGGAGGGAGUUGUUUUUGAUGGGGAGGGGAGGGCGAGAGGGGUUUGUUUUGGGGGAUUUGUGGAUGCUGGGGGGAAGGGUAAAUAA
Molecule: messenger RNA, 537 nt
Organism: Aspergillus ruber CBS 135680
Lineage: Eukaryota; Fungi; Ascomycota; Eurotiomycetes; Eurotiales; Aspergillaceae
Product: MGMT family protein
Exons: 1
Coding region: 1-537 (178 amino acids)
Biological process (GO): DNA repair
Molecular function (GO): methylated-DNA-[protein]-cysteine S-methyltransferase activity
Source: RefSeq, a predicted model, not a curated record